This is a messenger RNA of Cylas formicarius (sweet potato weevil), 2786 nucleotides long. RefSeq names its product glutamate receptor ionotropic, kainate 2-like. Gene Ontology annotation, cellular component: postsynaptic membrane; plasma membrane. The record is from RefSeq and is a predicted model, not a curated record. Gene Ontology annotation, biological process: modulation of chemical synaptic transmission; synaptic transmission, glutamatergic; monoatomic ion transport. NCBI's taxonomy places the organism in Eukaryota, Metazoa, Arthropoda, Insecta, Coleoptera, Brentidae. Bases 75 to 2786 code for a protein of 903 amino acids. Gene Ontology annotation, molecular function: transmitter-gated monoatomic ion channel activity involved in regulation of postsynaptic membrane potential; glutamate-gated receptor activity. The transcript has 18 exons.
GGCAUAAAUCCAAAACAACAAAUUCGACAGAACGAAAACGCCAAAAUCGAAAUUGAAUCUUAGCGUCGGGAAAAAUGGAAAUCUCGUCGCGUAAUGUCGCGUUAUUCUUCGCUUUCGUCGCCUGCAACUAUUUUUGUUUCGCAAAAGACAACAUACGCGUGGGGGCAUUUUUCAACGAAGAACAGUUAACCGUGCCCAUCAAUUGGAAAAUAAUGUCGAAUCACAGCGAUCACGCCGUUAUAGCGCAGCCCGAAACGCAUAUUGUGCCAGACACGGACCGAUUCGAAUCUGUAAAUCGCUUUUGCGAAUUCUUCAGUAAAGAUGAUGGAUUUUCCGCCAUUUUUGGACCAAAGUCUCUAGCGGCGUCGGCUACUUUUGAGUCAAUAUGUUUCCACCUGCAAGUGCCCUACAUCACCACCACGUGGAAACCCAAAACCAUGAAACACUUCCCCACGUCUUUCAACUUGUAUCCGGACGCUGACCUUCUGUCCCAAGGACUAGCAACGAUAAUUAAAGGUUUGGAUUGGAAAGAAUUCGUGGUCCUUUACCAGAACGAGGAAAGCCUGAUGAAACUGCAGGACGUCAUCAAGCUGCAAGAACACAAGCAAGGUUCCGACAAGAACAGCAUAUGGUUAAAGCAACUCGGUCCUGGGCCGGAUUACAGGCCAUUGCUGAAGGAAGUAAAAAACUCUACACACAGAAGAAUCGUGUUAGAUUGCGACACUGACAAAAUCGUGGAAAUAAUGAGCCAAGCCAAGCAGGUUAAUUUAUUGGCCGAUAUUUCGACAAAUGUAUUCCUUACAUCCAUGGACGCUCACAUAAUUGACUUCUCCCCCGAACUAAAUACCGGAGCCAACGUCACUACAGUUCGCUUAUUCAGCCCUUAUCAGAAUCACUUCAAGAAUAUGAUCAAUAAUUAUUUCCCUGGAAUUUCCCCAGAGGAAAUACUCGUCCAAACGGCACUGACUCACGAUGCAAUGGUACUGUUUUCGGAAACGAUGAAAUCUCUGUGGAUCGAAAACCCUGAAACGGACUUUAGUUCAUAUUCCAAAUUUUGCAACGCGACCAAGUACGAAGACGAAUUGGGAAUAGUCGCGCAAAUGUCAAAGACUGUGGUGCAGGAAACGCAAGCUUUAACCGGCGAAAUCAGCUUGGAAAACGGUAGAAGGACGAUGUUCAAGCUGGAAGUGAUCGAAGUUGACAAACCGGUGAAACCCAUCGCCAUAUGGUAUUCGAAGGAACCUAAUAAACUUGAGCUUACAAGGAACGCGACGGAGCGGGAACUCGAACUACAAAAACGGAUACAGAAUCACAACUUUAUAGUUACUUCCAAGUUAAUCGAGCCAUAUUUGAUGGAUACUUUCAAAAUCGGGGCACCGGAAAACGAGCGGUACGAAGGAUACUCCAUGGACUUGAUAACGGAAAUUUCGAAAAUUCUCAAUAUGACCUUUAGGUUCGUAAUCAGAGACAAAACGCCCACUAUAGUAGAGGAUUUGGUACUGAGGCGGGCCGAUUUGGGUAUUUGUGAUUUCACCAUAACGCAUCAGAGACGAGAAAUUAUAGACUUCAGCAUGCCUUUUAUGUCACUAGGUAUCAGCAUUCUGCACAAAAAAGUACAGCAAGAGGAAAUUGACAACAUGUACGCAUUUAUGAGGCCCUUUUCUUGGACAGUGUGGGUUUAUACGGUCACCCUUUAUCUUAUUCUUUCGAUUAUAAUAUUUUUCGUUUCGAGGAUGGAUCCGGACGACUGGGAAAAUCCUCAUCCUUGCGACCAAAAUCCCGAAGAACUUGAAAAUAUCUGGGGAAUUAAAAACUGCCUUUGGUUGACGUUAGGAUCGAUCAUGACCCAGGGCUGUGAUAUUUUACCCAAAGGCAUCUCGUCUAGAAUAGCCACUGCGAUGUGGUGGUUUUUCUCCCUCAUCAUGACCAGCACCUACACAGCCAACCUAGCCGCUUUUCUAACCAUGCAAAAGAAAGGCGACUCGAUUAACAGUGUUGAAGAUCUAGCCAAUCAAAACAAAAUUAAAUAUGGUUUAAUGGAAGACGGUGCGACUCAGGCCUUUUUUGAGUUCUCCAACAAUUCUCUCUAUCAAAAAAUGUGGAACACCAUGAAAAAUGAAAACCCAAGCGUUUUCGAAUCGACAAACGCCAAAGGUUUCGAACGAGUAGUGUCCAAUCGCAACGGAUUGUACGCCUUUUUCAUGGAAUCCACCCAGAUCGAAUACGAACUGGAGAGAAACUGCAACUUGCGCAAAAUAGGACAAUGGCUGGACUCCAAAUCGUUCGGCAUCGGGAUGCCGCUAAAUGUCGACUAUGCUGAUCAAAUAAACAACGCGAUAUUGACCUUGCAAGAAAACGGGAAGCUAAAUGAACUCAAAGACUUAUGGUGGAAGAAAAAACUGAAAGGAGAGCCAUGUUCAACCAGCUCAGAAGAGGGCAUUUCCGAUGAACUAUCUCUCGGCAAUCUCGGGGGAGUCUUUGUGGUGCUGAGCGUGGGGAUUGGAAUCGCGUUCCUUAUCGCGAUCUUGGAAUUCCUGUGGAAUGUGCGCAACAUUUCCGUCGAAGAACAUAUAAGUUAUCUGGAAGCGCUGAAAGUGGAACUGAAAUUCGCAUGCAACAUAGCAGUAACCAAAAAGAGGGCCAAACCUGUUAUUUCAGAAUCAUCAACUUCAUCCACAGAUGGACAAAGUGUUGGCAGAACCAUAUUGGCUGGAGCCGGCUCCUUUCUUAAUAUAAAUACAACUGUUUUAAAUAGAAUUGGAGCUUCACUAUACAAUAACAAUUAA